AUGUGGCAAUGGCUUGAACAGCCAGGGGUCAGGUGCCAGUGGACCAGCUCUGCGAGGGCAAGGUCCACAUCUGCUUUGUUCACGCUCAUAUCCCAACCCACAACAAGGAAUUGGGCAUACCGUUGGCCCGUGAAUGAAUGGAUGAAAAUGUAUACGUGAUCAUACAUGCAGAAUUGUGAAUUUGGGGUUGGUGUGUACCUGUGUGGGGAGGGGGUGAGUCUUGACUGUUUGUGAAUUGUCUGUGAGGCAAAACCAGUUUAACGUGUGUGUGUGUGUGUGUAGGUUGAUUAUCUAUGGGCAUCUCUGUCCUAUGACUUUUCCAGUAUGAGCAAGUAUGGUUGUUAACCAGCAUGUUUUUCCACAAAUGAGUUGGCUCUUCCCUUACACUUGCCACCACCCAGUGAGGUGGGGUGGUGGAAGGGGAGGAACCACGGAGGAGCCAGUAGCCAGGUUAGCAAGAACACUGGCCACAGCUCUGGUUACUGCUGAUGAGGAGGAGGGAGAUCUAACAAAAACAGACUGUCUUGGUGGAUUAUUUUCACGGAAUGGAGAGUGUAAGAGUUUAAUCAGUCAAGAAAUAAAACAGAAUUCAGCUAUGGCCCCAAGGAAGAGAGGUGGACGGGGGAUUUCAUUCAUCUUCUGCUGUUUCCGAAACAAUGAUCACCCAGAAAUCACAUAUCGGCUGCGAAAUGAUAGCAACUUUGCGCUUCAGACCAUGGAGCCUGCGUUACCCAUGCCCCCUGUGGAGGAGCUGGACGUCAUGUUCAGUGAACUCGUGGAUGAACUUGACCUCACAGACAAACACAGGGAAGCCAUGUUUGCACUUCCAGCAGAGAAAAAAUGGCAGAUAUACUGUAGCAAGAAAAAGGACCAGGAAGAAAACAAGGGAGCAACAAGUUGGCCUGAGUUCUACAUUGAUCAGCUCAAUUCCAUGGCUGCUAGAAAAUCUCUGCUGGCUUUAGAGAAAGAAGAGGAGGAAGAGAGAAGUAAAACGAUAGAGAGUUUGAAGACAGCACUAAGGACGAAACCAAUGAGGUUUGUAACCAGAUUCAUUGACUUGGAUGGCCUGUCUUGUAUUCUCAACUUUCUAAAGACCAUGGACUAUGAGACCUCAGAGUCUCGAAUACAUACCUCUCUCAUUGGAUGUAUAAAGGCGCUAAUGAACAACUCUCAAGGUCGGGCUCAUGUCCUGGCGCAUUCUGAGAGUAUUAAUGUUAUUGCUCAGAGUCUGAGCACAGAGAACAUUAAGACGAAGGUGGCCGUGCUGGAAAUCUUGGGCGCUGUGUGCCUGGUUCCCGGGGGCCACAAGAAGGUUCUGCAGGCCAUGCUGCACUACCAGAAGUAUGCCAGCGAGAGAACCCGCUUUCAGACGUUAAUUAAUGACUUGGACAAGAGCACGGGGCGGUAUCGAGAUGAAGUGAGUCUUAAGACUGCCAUCAUGUCCUUCAUUAAUGCAGUGCUAAGCCAAGGCGCAGGAGUGGAAAGUUUGGACUUUAGACUUCAUCUUCGCUAUGAAUUUCUGAUGUUGGGAAUUCAGCCUGUAAUAGAUAAAUUAAGGGAACAUGAAAAUUCAACAUUAGAUAGGCAUUUAGAUUUUUUUGAAAUGCUCCGAAAUGAAGAUGAGCUAGAAUUUGCCAAAAGAUUUGAACUGGUUCACAUAGACACAAAAAGUGCUACUCAGAUGUUUGAGCUGACCAGGAAGAGGCUCACCCACAGUGAAGCUUACCCUCACUUCAUGUCCAUCUUGCACCACUGCCUCCAAAUGCCUUACAAGAGAAGUGGCAACACAGUUCAGUACUGGCUACUGCUAGAUAGAAUUAUACAGCAGAUAGUUAUUCAGAAUGAUAAAGGUCAAGACCCUGAUUCCACACCUUUGGAAAACUUUAAUAUCAAGAAUGUCGUCAGGAUGUUGGUUAAUGAAAAUGAAGUUAAGCAGUGGAAAGAACAAGCAGAAAAAAUGAGAAAAGAGCACAAUGAGUUACAACAGAAGUUGGAGAAGAAAGAGCGAGAAUGCGAUGCCAAGACCCAGGAGAAGGAAGAGAUGAUGCAGACCUUAAAUAAAAUGAAAGAGAAGCUGGAGAAGGAGGCCACCGAGCACAAGCAAGUGAAGCAGCAGGUGGCGGACCUCACGGCCCAGCUGCACGAGCUCAGCAGGAGGGCUGUCUGCGCUUCACUCCCCAGUGUAUCCUCACCUGGAGCCCCCGGGGGACCCUUUCCUUCCUCUGUGCCAGGGUCUCUCCUCCCUCCCCCACCACCCCCACCUCUGCCAGGUGGAAUGGUUCCUCCUCCGCCUCCUCCCCUCCCCCCAGGAGGCCCCCCUCCUCCCCCAGGGCCUCCUCCUUUGGGGGGAAUCAUGCCACCUCCUGGUGCCCCCCUGGGUCUGGCACUCAAGAAGAAGAACAUUCCUCAGCCCACAAAUGCCCUGAAAUCCUUCAAUUGGUCGAAGCUGCCUGAGAACAAACUGGAAGGAACAGUGUGGACCGAAAUUGAUGAUACAAAAGUCUUCAAAGUUCUAGAUCUUGAAGACCUGGAAAGAACUUUCUCUGCUUAUCAAAGACAACAGGAUUUCUUUGUGAACAGUAACUCCAAGCAGAAAGAAGCAGAUGCCAUUGAUGACACACUGGGCUCCAAACUUAAAGUCAGAGAGCUUUCGGUGAUCGAUGGUCGGAGAGCUCAGAAUUGCAACAUCCUUCUCUCGAGGUUGAAAUUAUCCAAUGAUGAAAUCAAACGAGCAAUUCUAACCAUGGAUGAGCAGGAGGAUCUGCCCAAGGACAUGUUGGAACAGCUCUUGAAAUUUGUUCCUGAAAAAAGUGAUAUUGACCUGUUGGAGGAACAUAAGCAUGAACUGGAUCGGAUGGCCAAGGCUGACAGAUUCCUUUUUGAGAUGAGCAGAAUUAAUCAUUAUCAACAAAGACUGCAAUCGCUGUACUUCAAAAAGAAGUUUGCAGAGCGUGUAGCAGAAGUGAAACCCAAAGUAGAAGCAAUUCGUUCUGGCUCAGAAGAGGUGUUUAGGAGUGGUGCCCUGAAGCAGUUGCUGGAAGUGGUUUUGGCAUUUGGGAAUUACAUGAAUAAAGGCCAAAGAGGCAAUGCAUAUGGAUUCAAGAUAUCCAGCCUAAAUAAGAUUGCCGACACCAAAUCCAGUAUUGACAAGAACAUUACACUUUUGCACUAUCUCAUCACUAUUGUGGAAAAUAAAUACCCCAGGGUUCUCAAUCUAAACGAGGAGCUGCGGGACAUUCCUCAAGCAGCAAAAGUAAACAUGACUGAGCUGGACAAAGAAAUAAGCACGUUGAGAAGUGGCCUGAAAGCAGUAGAGAUGGAGCUGGAAUAUCAGAAGUCUCAGCCCUCACAGCCCGGAGAUAAGUUUGUGUCUGUUGUCAGUCAGUUCAUCACUGUAGCCAGCUUCAGCUUCUCUGACGUUGAAGAUCUUCUAGCAGAAGCUAAAGACUUGUUUACUAAAGCAGUGAAACACUUUGGGGAAGAGGCUGGAAAAAUACAACCGGAUGAGUUCUUUGGCAUUUUUGAUCAGUUUCUUCAGGCUGUGUCAGAAGCCAAACAAGAGAAUGAAAACAUGAGAAAGAAGAAGGAGGAGGAGGAGCGCCGAGCUCGUAUGGAGGCUCAGCUCAAAGAACAACGUGAAAGGGAACGGAAAAUGAGGAAAGCAAAAGAGAACAGUGAAGAAGGCGGAGAGUUUGAUGACCUGGUUUCCGCUUUACGCUCAGGAGAAGUGUUUGACAAAGACCUUUCCAAACUGAAACGGAAUCGCAAGCGCAUCACCAACCAGAUGACGGACAGCAGCCGGGAGAGACCGGUCACAAAACUUAACUUCUAAUUUCCCUUGAAUACUUUUUUAGAAAGCUCAUUAGCAGCCCUUUGAAGUGACUAGAACUUUUCAUUACACUGCCUUGCAAUCCAAACAGUGGCAAUUUCUCCUUUCAUCUGUGGGUGAAUGUGUGAACAUGUGUGUCUGUAUGUGUGUGUAUAUAUUAAGAAGUGUAUAUAGAAGUCUGAGUGUUGUCUGGAGACCUAUAUGUUUGGUUAAAAAAGAAAAAAAGUCUAUGUCUAUGUAUGUGCUCAGAACCCCUUUGUGUAUGCAUUCGUAUUGAGUGUGGCUCAUCUUCUUUCCCCGAACACCAUGACUGUUCAGAAGCACAAUACUGUCUCCUGAAAGAGAUACGGAGACAUUCCCUAGAGUAAAAAGAAAAACAAAAAAUAAAUAAAUAUAGCUUGAGAAAUAUUUUAUGGUUUCCAAGCUUGAUAUACUUUGAAAUUAUUUUCAUUGGUGAAACUGGUAUUGGAAAAAUAUAGAUUUCAAAUGGUUUUUGAUAGUUGACAAGUACGAUGCUGGUGCAUUGCAUCAGUAAUUGACAGGACCAGCUUAGAAUUUCUGACGUUGGUGUGGGGAUGCAGUCUGUAAAUGAUUAUGGAGAACAUCUUGCACACAAUCUGAAUUUUAUAGAAUGUCAAUCAGAGUUCUUUUAUAUGUUUAAAACCUGGACAUCAGUUUCCCUCCUUAAUUUCAUCGAGUUCUCUGCCAAGCACUCAUGAUGAUUUCUUUACAUUGCUUUUGGAAAGAACACUACUUUAUCUAAAUGCAAUCCAUGCUCUUGUUAAAGAACAAAAUUACCAUAUUGUGCUUGUUUUCCUAACAGUAUAGAACUAUAAACUUUCAAAUUUCCAACCCAAGACCUAAAAGAAAGAAUUCUCUGAAAGGAUAAAAAUGAUUAAAAAAAAAUUUAUGGGGUGCCUUUUUUUUUUUUUGGUAUCUUCUGUUCUGUAGGACAAGCUGCAUCUUCUAUAAAUGUUUCUGAACUAAAGAACACUUAGUGAAUGCACAAAAUGUCACCACCACCAACAGAGAUGCCAAGAUCUAUUUAUCUCUAAGUAUGUUUGAAGUGGUUUGCUGUUUAUAUGUUGUCAUUUUAAAUUGUGUGUCAGUUACGCUACCUGUAAAAUUUCAGUCCAAAAGAUAAAGCUCUCAGGGAGAAAUGAAUAAAAACAAUGAACAUUAGAAAAUAAAAUAUAGAUGCUUACCAUUAACCUACCAACUCUUAAUAUCCUUAAGUUAUAUGAUAUAUACAGAGGACUGUUACUUUUUUUUUUUUUUUGCUUUGCUUUAUUUAUUUGUAGUAGGGGAGGGGCUAAGGUUCUCUAUUUUCUUUCCAUCAAUCCUGUUGUGGUUGGGUUUCCUGUGGAGAGUAGUUUGUCCUAUUGCACUAGAACAUUAUUUACGCACUAAAUUGAGUUUCAGUCAAUUAACGAAUAUUUAUUGAAACACCUACUAUGUGCCAGGCAUUGUAGGGCUACAGUGGUAAGCAAGACAGAGCCCCUGCCCCCAGGGAGCUUAUGCUGUAAUGGGGACAGUUAAGGGGCAAACAGAAUACCAAUGUGUGUGCUGUAUAGGAAUCGUGCUAUUUAAAAAUAAUUUGUAUAAACUAUAAUGCUUAGUGCAGAGGGCAAGGUCUCUGCACUACGUGAAAGCUGUGAAAUAGUGCUCUAAGAGUUGGCAAGAGCCGUGGUUUUACGUUCUUCCCCCUCAUUGCAAACUUAGCGACUUUCUACAUAUUACACAGAAGUAAAUGACUAGGAGAUAAAACAGUCACAAAUAUAUAGCAGACGUCGCGCUCCCCCAGCUCCUAGGUAUCAAAGUCUGCAAGUAUACUGUGUCGAAGAUGCAGACUGAGACUUCGCUCAGAAAAGCUUGGAGGUGAGGAGAAGUGGGGUACGCUAGUGGGGUUUGUCUAUUCCUUAACUAAAGUGCCUCUAUAUAUAUUCUUUUCUAUUUAGAGCAGGAGAAAUUUGAUCUGGCUUGAGUUUGGGACUAACUUUUGAAAAUGGCUUUGUUUUCCAGUUUAAGGAAUGGGCAAGUGGAGGGAGUCACAUAAAGGAGCAAGUUUGUGUAGCAUGUUCCUCUCGCCCUUUGUAAUCAUCCUCGUUUUGAUAUGGCCAUCCUGGUAGGCCUCCUUUGCCAUUUCCGUUUUUUGUUUCUUUCCCCGAAAGCUGUGUGCAGGUCAUUCCAUGUGCCAUUGUUGGAAAAAAGAAAAAAAAAACACCUACUUUUUAGAUUGGUGCUGGUGUAAGUAGCCACUUUUUCUCUCUUGGGUGUGUAUUUUAAAAGUUUUUGUUUGUUUUUUUAAAUUAAUGCCAAAAAGACAAAGCAUUAUAAUUUGUAAACUUAAUUAUAUGUCUUGUAUCUUAUUAGUUUAGUAGUUGGAACCACUUAGUCUUUAGGUGCAAGACUGUUGUUAUAGUACCAAGAAAAAAAUGUUGUAUGUGUUAUGAGACUGUACAUUUUUUUAAAAUAGCAAUAUGCAAUAAAGAAAUGAAUUCAUUACA
Molecule: messenger RNA, 6336 nt
Organism: Capra hircus (goat)
Lineage: Eukaryota; Metazoa; Chordata; Mammalia; Artiodactyla; Bovidae
Gene: DAAM1
Product: dishevelled associated activator of morphogenesis 1
Exons: 26
Coding region: 335-3832 (1165 amino acids)
Biological process (GO): actin cytoskeleton organization
Cellular component (GO): stress fiber
Molecular function (GO): actin binding; small GTPase binding
Source: RefSeq, a predicted model, not a curated record